GACCGCGGGCUCCACCCCGUCAGCGGCCAGAACUUUCUUGCUCUCCAUCGCCCAACACUAAUCUCGAUUCUCGCAACGCCGUCAUGGAGCCAUCGCCGGAGCGUUCGCCGCCGACCACCACCGCCACCGCCGCUGGAGGAGGACACGAGCCCUCCAACUCCUCCUCUCUCUUCCCCCUCUUCCCGCUCUCUGCCCCCACCGAGGUUUCCCAGUGUCUCCCGAACCCUAGCUUCUCCUUCGACGCCUCCUCCCUCAACAUCCCACCCACUGCCUCCUCGUCCCUCCCGCCGCUGAGCCCCUCUUCGGACGAGGAGGAGGCGGCCCCGAAGCCCGCUCCCGCGAAGUACAACCUGCUGCCGUCCUCGCCGUCCGACGAGGAGAGGGGGUCGAGGCGGGACGACAGGAAGAGGAGGAAGCGGAGGAGGGAGCAGGAGCGGUAUGAGGGGGCCGCCUCUUCGCGGAAGCCGGGGGUUCGUGCCUGGGCUGGGUCGGAGACCAAGCUGGUCAAGGAUUACUACGUCGACGCCAAGGGCGACCAGGAUAACUUGGCAUUUGGAUCAAUCUACAGAAUGGACAUUGCACGUUACAAGCCUCAAAACGCACUGGAGACACGUGGGCUUAAUCGACGUUUCUAUAAUUAUGGACAUGCUUCAUCGCAGAUGGAUCUAGAUUCAGAUUUGGAUGGACUGGAUAACAAAGUAAAAGUGGGAGGGCGUUACUUUUCAGCAAAACAUGCUGUUUUAGAAAGAAACAAGGGUUUCAAGCACCUGAAAGUGUUGAAAAGUGAUAUGAUUGCAAUUCUCCCUGAAGAUUUUAUCCCUGUAGAGACAUCAUCCCUUCCUGUGAAAAGCACAACCGUGCAACAGGAGCUUGAGGAAUCUUGGGAAGAUGAAAUACUUCGGAGGACAAAAGAAUUCAAUAAGAUGACACGAGAAUGUCCUCAUGAUGAAAAAAUCUGGUUGGCCUUCGCUCAGUUUCAGGACAAAGUUGCCAGUAGUCAGCCACAAAAAGCAGCACGUUUGCAAACAACUGAAAGAAAAAUUAGUAUAUUGGAGAAGGCUGUGGAGCUCAAUCCAGAUAACGAGGAAUUGUUGCUUUGCCUUCUGAAGUCAUAUGGUGAGAGGGAUAGCUCUGAGAGUCUCUUUGGUAAAUGGGAGAAAAUACUUAUGGAACACCCUGACAGUUGUAAGUUGUGGAAACAGUAUCUACUUCUGUGCCAAGGGGAAUUCUCCAGAUUCAAAGUAUCUGAUACACGGAAGUCUUACUCAUAUGCAGUACAGGCUCUAUCUGCAGCUUGCACAAAGCUAUGUAGGCAGGAUUGUGAAAAUGCUGAUCUCAAAGCACAUCCUUCCUUAGUUCAGGUUGAACUUGGUUUAGUGGAUAUAUUUGUGAAUCUUUGCCGGUUUGAAUGGCAAACAGGACAUCGAGAAUUAGCAACUGGGUUAUUUCAAGCUCAAAUUGAGUUUAGCCUAUUCUCGCCUCCCCUUUCCCUGUCCUCAAGCAGUAAGCAAAGACUCUUUGAGCACUUCUGGAAUAGUGGUGGUGCCAGAAUUGGAGAAGAUGGGGCUCUUGGAUGGUCUACAUGGUUAGCAAAGGAUGAGGAGAGUCGACAAAACAUGGUUAUGCAAGAAAAUCCUCAAGAGCCUGAAGGGGGAGGCUGGAGUGGUUGGUUUAAUCCCUCUGUAGCAAAUGCUGAAACGAAUGAUGUGUCUAACCAAUCAAUAGAAGAAUUGGCUGCUGAUGGAAUUGAUCCAGAAGACCCUGAUACUGAGGACACACCUGCACAAGAUGAUGUUGAAUCUUUACUAAAAAAGCUCGGCAUUGAUGUAGAGACUGAGUACAGUAGUGAAGUUAAGGAUGCAAAAACAUGGAAUAGAUGGUCCACAAUGGAGCUGUCGAGGGAGAAUGAACAAUGGAUGCCCCUUCGUGAAAAUUCUGGAGCAGGACCAAAUCAUUCUAAUGAUGCCUCAUCUGGAGAAGUCAAUGAUCAGCUUUCCAGAGUAAUCUUGUUUGAGGACGUAACUGAGUUUCUGUUCUCUUUAUCGUCAGAAGAGGCUCGUUUUUCCUUGAUAUGCCAAUUUAUUGAUUUCUAUGGUGGCAAAAUUUCUAGAUGGACAUCCAGCAACAGUUCAAGUUGGCUUGAUAGAAUUAUGAGCCUUGAGAUGAUUUCAAAUGAUAUUUCGGAAGAUCUUAUCGCCAUAUCUGACCUUGCAAACAAGACACAAAAUUCAAGUCAUUGUAGUUUGGAGUCUUUAUUAGGAAGUAUGCAUGAUCUUUCUCAAAGACCUGGCCUGGUGAAAUUUCUGAAAAAUGCAAUAUUGCUUUCCCUUGAUAUAUUCCCUCGUAAUCAUAUCUUGGAGGAAGCUGUCCUUGUUACCACCCAAAUGUAUACGGCACAAGAGAACACUUUGUCUACUCCAGCUAAUGCAUCGCGGGCUUUGGCCAAAAACCUGCUGAAGAAAGACAGACAGGAUCUUCUGCUUUGUGGUAUAUAUGGCCGAAUUGAGGCUAGGCAUGGGAACAUUGACCAAGCAAGGAAGAUAUUUGACAUGGCACUGUUAUCUACAGAAGGAGCUACACAGGAUCUCGUCAGGAAGGUUCCUAUUCUUUAUUUUUGGUAUGCUGAGAUGGAAAUAUCAAUAUCUACUUCUAGAAACAAUUCUGACUCGGCACAUCGUGCAAUAUACAUUCUUUCCUGCUUGGGUAGCAAUAUCAAGUAUUCUUCUUUUGGCGGUCCUAUAUCACGCCCGCUGGUAUUAAGGGCUCGUCAAGGAUUUAAAGAGCAGAUUAGAAGCCUGCGGUCUGCAUUUGCAAGUGGUUGUUUGAAAGAAGAAUCAGUUGCUCUGAUUUGCUGUGCUUCCUUGUUCGAGAGUAUGACUUCUGGUUAUUCUUCUGGUCUUGAAGUGAUAGAGGAGGCCUGUCCAUUUUCAGAGAGCCAUACCUUGGAAUUUGAAGAGUUGUGGAUGUAUUACAUCAAACUGCUUCAGAAGAAUCUGAACCAGUUGAGUCUCUCAAGGGUUUGGCCGAGCAUAUUGAAAGGAGUACAAACAUAUCCGUACAAUCCAAAAUCAUAUGCAUCCAUGUUAACUCUGAGCUGUCUUUACAGUGUUCCCAACAAUCUGCGUCUUACACUUGACAAAUGCAGUCAAAGGGACCCUUCCAUAGUUGCCUUGCUGUUCGCUUUGUCCUUUGAAUGGAGUAAAGCAGGAUCUUACAAUAGAAUCCACAGUCUGUUUGAGAGAGCUCUAGCUGAUGAUAAGUUGCAGAAGUCUGUUCUGUUGUGGCGCUGUUAUCUAGCUUAUGAGGCAGAGAUAGCCUGUAAUACUUCUGCGGCACGACGUGUGUUCUUCAGAGCUAUACAUGCUUGCCCAUGGUCUAAACGAUUAUGGCUUGAUGGGUUCCAAAAAUUGAGCUCAGUUCUGACUAUGAAAGAGUUAUCAGAUCUCCAGGAAGUUAUGCAUGGCAAGGAAUUGUUCAUUCGCACUGAUAUCUAUGAGAUACUGUUACAAGAUGAAGAUGACAUAUGAUCAGAUGUGUAUUCAAAAUUCCAAAUCUGUCCCUGAUGGCAAUCAUUUGAGCUGGUAGUUUCCAAGAUCACAGCCGUCAACCAAAUUCAGUUCUACAGCCGUCAUAAUACACAUCCAAUGAGAUCUGGAUGCAUCUUAUAAACGGCUACGUCUUUGGAUUGUCAAUAUUGCUGAUUUUAACUGCCCCUUACUUUCUGUUCCUUCCAAGACAUUUUUGCCAGGACAUAAUCAAUCUGAAAAUGUCUUAUGGCAACUGCUGAAGGCAAUUACAAAGCACAGUGAAUACAAAUUUGGUGUUCAGAUUGUUUUGCAAGAAUGGAGCAACAAAAAUGCAAAAUUACUGCAACCUCAGUCAAUUUUGGUGGUGAAUCAGGUUAAGCGGGCCUCAUGAGGUAUCCCAGGAUCUUGGCUGUCGAAAGAAAAUCUUAGUUUGCCGAAGACCUGGUUUCUCUACAAAUUUGUAAAAUCACUCGCUUGUAACAUCACUAGUUUUGCGCUAACCUGAACCGGUCAUUGUGUUCUUCGCGCAACUGAUGAAAUAAUAGAAUGUCACUCCAUAUUACAAUGA
Triticum urartu is the source of this 4095-nucleotide messenger RNA. RefSeq lists its product as uncharacterized. NCBI's taxonomy places the organism in Eukaryota, Viridiplantae, Streptophyta, Magnoliopsida, Poales, Poaceae. Gene Ontology annotation, molecular function: protein binding. Gene Ontology annotation, biological process: negative regulation of RNA catabolic process; RNA processing; regulatory ncRNA-mediated heterochromatin formation. Gene Ontology annotation, cellular component: catalytic step 2 spliceosome. The record is from RefSeq and is a predicted model, not a curated record.